AUGCCUCCCUCUACACGUUCCAAAUCUGAAUUCAAGAUCUCAUUCGCAGAUGUUUUCAAAAGUGCAAGCACAUUGCGUGCUGAAGCUGCAGCUGCAGCCUUUAAGCGGUCCUUGCUUGAAGCACACAAUAAUGAGUCCGCAUCGGCGGCUCAGCGUCUGUUGACCUCAAAAGAGGCCGCCCCCGCGCCAGCAAACCAAAAGGUGGAGGCGAACCCCGCGGCUUCAAACCCAGAACCAGCGCCAGUACCGGCAGCACCCUCUACGACCAACCCGGCUAAAUCCAGUAUUCCCGUGUUCGAGUGGACGGCAGAGCAAGACUUCCAACUCCUGAAAUUGAAGGCCGAGAACGCGCCUUGGAGAGCCAUAUCAGCCUCCAUUGGGAAACCGGUGUAUGUACUGAAGGAUCGCUGGGGGGUAAUUCAACCAAAGACAAUGGCGCCGAUAAAGAAGCCAAAGGCCCGGGAAGAACCAAAGCCAGCCAAACCGGAAGGGAAUAAUAAGCCAAGUGGGCGCCGUGUCUCGUUCUCGGAGCCUCUAGUUACAAACAAUGACGGGGCCCGGGAUGCCGACUUGUCAAAGAAAGUGCUUUAUCUCGACGAAGCUUUCACCCUUGAAGAGGUUAUCCUCUUAAACCAAAUUGCUGCAAAGUAUGACGAGGAUAAAUGGAUCAGGGUUAGCUCGCGGUUCUUCGACAAAACCGGGAAACGCCUUCCUCCUCGGAUCCUCAAGAAGCACGUUCGGGUCGAAUAG
This is a messenger RNA of Uncinocarpus reesii 1704, 750 nucleotides long. RefSeq lists its product as uncharacterized. NCBI's taxonomy places the organism in Eukaryota, Fungi, Ascomycota, Eurotiomycetes, Onygenales, Onygenaceae. The transcript has 3 exons. Bases 1 to 750 code for a protein of 249 amino acids. The record is from RefSeq and is a predicted model, not a curated record.